AUGGAAGAGAAUGAGAGAUCUAAACUUAAAACGAGGAAAACUGGACGAGCUGAAAUUGGUGAAGCUGGAGCGAAAGAUCGAGAAGGAGCAGUUGAGCGUUCCGGUGUGACUGCAAUCAGUGCAAUUGAUGAAAAAGGAGAGAAAGGAGCUGCUGGUGGCAGUGCUAUGACUGCUGUUGGUAAGGCUGGUGCACAAGGUGAGGAGGGUGCAGCUGGCCGCAGUAUGACGACUGCCGUUGGUGGACCAGGUGGCAGUGCUAUGACCGCUGUUGGUAACGCUGGUGGACAAGGUGAA
Molecule: messenger RNA, 294 nt
Organism: Anisakis simplex (herring worm)
Lineage: Eukaryota; Metazoa; Nematoda; Chromadorea; Rhabditida; Anisakidae
Source: the annotation of a GenBank genome assembly